AUGUCUCUAAGAUCAAGACGUGAUUGUCAAGCUCUCAAUAAAUUAUCAGAAACUGAAAUUAAACCUUCUCAUCAUUUAUUAAGAAAAAUGCGCUAUUCAAAAGGUCUUCAAAAAGGACAAUUAUUAUCUUCAUAUUUACAAGACAAGGCAUUACUAUUUGUUGAAGAUACUCUUUAUAAAGAUUUACAAAAAUUGUCAUAA
Messenger RNA from Funneliformis geosporum, 201 nucleotides. NCBI's taxonomy places the organism in Eukaryota, Fungi, Glomeromycota, Glomeromycetes, Glomerales, Glomeraceae. The record is from the annotation of a GenBank genome assembly.